This is a messenger RNA of Penaeus indicus, 4885 nucleotides long. RefSeq names its product E3 ubiquitin-protein ligase TRIM37-like. The transcript is spliced from 16 exons. NCBI's taxonomy places the organism in Eukaryota, Metazoa, Arthropoda, Malacostraca, Decapoda, Penaeidae. Gene Ontology annotation, biological process: negative regulation of centriole replication; protein autoubiquitination. Bases 1 to 2856 code for a protein of 951 amino acids. The record is from RefSeq and is a predicted model, not a curated record. Gene Ontology annotation, molecular function: ubiquitin protein ligase activity; zinc ion binding; ubiquitin protein ligase binding. Gene Ontology annotation, cellular component: peroxisome; aggresome.
AUGCGCAUGUGGAGAGGGCGGCGAGAACGUCCAUAUGCGUUCGUGAGAUUCCUGAAAACUCCGCUAUCUGAAGCUGAAAUAUCUGACCCAUGGCCUGGAUUCGAGAGAGACAGCCUGGCGGAGGUGUUCCGAUGUUUCAUUUGCAUGGAGAAGCUGCAGGACGCGCACCUGUGUCCGCACUGCUCCAAGCUAUGCUGCUACCUGUGCAUCCGGCGGUGGCUGACGGAGCAGCGGCCGCAGUGCCCGCACUGCCGCGCCAACCUCCACCUGCACGAGCUGGUCAACUGCCGGUGGGUCGAGGAGGUCACGCAGCAGCUGGACACGCUGCAGCAGGCAGGGGUCCGCCCGCCGCCGCCGGACACCGAGAAAGACAGGUGCGACAGCCACCAAGAGAAGCUAAGUGUAUACUGUUGGACCUGCGGCAAAUGCAUCUGUCACCAGUGCGCACUCUGGGGUGGGACCCACUCUGGCCACACCUUCAAGCCGUUAGAGGAGGUCUACGAACAACACAUCACACAGAUCAGGGAGGAGGUCGCCCAGCUGCGGAGGAGGUUGCACGAGCUGGUGUCCCUUGUCCAGGAAGUGGAGAGGAACGUGGAGUCAGUGCGAGCAGCAAAGGACGAGCGUGUUCGGGAGAUUCGCAACGCCGUUGAACUUAUGAUCGCUCGACUUGACUCUCAGCUCAAGUCGAAGUUGCUCACACUCAUGGGACAGAAGAACUCCCUCACACAGGAAACAGAGCAGCUAGAGUCCUUGCUGCAAGAGAUUGAGCACCAGUUGCACACUUGUUCAAAGUCAGAGUUGAUACAGCGCUCACCAGAUCUCCACUCUAUGAUCAUGCCAGUCAACAAGAAACCAAUGGCUUCCUUUGUCACAGCUCCAGUACCUGCGGAUUUUCAGAGUGAAAUUGUGCCCCAGUAUGACAGCAGUACCUUUGUCAUGAACAAUUUUUCACAGCUGCAACACAAAGCUGAUCCUGUAUACUCCCCUCCCCUCCAUGUCAAUGGGCUCUCAUGGAGGCUAAAGGUUUAUCCUGAUGGUAAUGGGGUUGUUAGAGGAAAUUACCUCUCUGUCUUCCUAGAACUUAGUGCAGGGCUCCCUGAAACUUCCAAAUACGAAUAUAGAGUAGAAAUGAUUCACCAGGGCUCUAGAGAUGCUAGUAAAAAUAUUGUUAGAGAAUUUGCCUCGGACUUCGAAGUGGGCGAAUGCUGGGGUUAUAAUAGGUUCUUCAGGCUUGACCUUCUGGCCAGUGAAGGUUACCUAAAUACAGAGACAGAUACGCUUAUUUUACGGUUCCAGGUUCGUCCGCCUACCUUCUUCCAGAAAUGCCGGGACCAACAGUGGUACAUUCAUCAGCUCCAGACUCUCCAAGCUCAAUAUAUUCAACAGAUUAAUAAUUUAAAGGAGAGAAUAGCAAUUGAAUUGUCCCGAAAUUCAGUUGCGAGUAGCAAAAGUGUAGGCAACCCUGAUGGCCUGCCUCAUGUGGAGCGACCCCAAACCUCAUCCCCAAAACCCAACAACAUCAACAUCCAUCCACACCACCCUCAUCCUCUGCCACAGACCAAACCCCAGCGCACACACCACAUCAACAAGAGUGUUGAGCCUGUCGAAUUGGAGGCCGAGAGACAGUCUACGAGCUCCUCUGAUACUGAGGACCUGAGUGAGGGAGAAUUGAACGACCAAGAAGAGGGACCAGACCACAGCAUUGCCACAGCCGAAUAUGCUAGCAACGAUGAAAAUGAUGUGGACGAUGAGACGAUGAGUGGAGACAAUGAUGUGGAACACUCCGCUGCAUCCUCUCUCCUUGCUAGUCUCCAUGAAGCUUCAGCACUUCAUGACCGGCCCAUCCUCAACCAUGGCCGGUCCCACAACACCAACUUCCUGUCUGAUUUGGAUUCGUUGACAGAGCAGCUAGGGGCGGUUGGCAGCAUACAGCCCGACUUGAGCUCGCCCCAAGGUGAUGAGAUGAUGCUGCUUCACCUUCUGGAGAUGCAAGGUCGAGGGGGCCCUGACCAUCGCCGGCCCUGGAACAAGCCGUGCCUCGGUGGCAUUGGCUCAAGGCACAAGUCAAACCGCAUGGUUCGGAAGCCCCUCCUCCCCAUCGCCUCAAGCGUCUUAGACACACUGCAGCUCGACAUGGCAACUCUCCUCCAGUCAAAUCUUCCAGCGCAUUCCGGCAUCUCCUCCCUGCAAGCACACACAGGUGGGCUUCCAGACCAUGACCGCCCAGUCAUGCAGCAUCCGCAGCACCUCAAUAAUACAAGUCCACCUACAAAGAGUGGAUACAGACCACCCUUGGCUCCACGGCCUUCUUUGUACACUCACCAAUUAGCAGAGGAAGCAAAGAAGGAAGCCCAGUCAGCAUCUAAUGUUGCAGAUAAGGACUUGAGUGAGUCAUCAAUGUGUGACUUGUCGUUGGAUCCGGUGUCACUGUCGGACAUGACACUAGAAGAGGGUCCUCUCUCUGUUGUUGAGGAACCAGAGUCUUUGGGAGCUUCAGGUGCAGCCGCAGCAGCACCGGUGACUGCAUCCUCUGCUGCAUCGGCGGCAGUGUCGGGGGGAGUAGCACCAUCCGCACCUGGUGACAGCGCAGUUAGCAGUGACAACACCAGCGGCAAUGUCAGCGACGGCGGAACAGAGGUACCUUGCAUCCCCGCCCUCAACACUGCAAGGCUCAUCGCACGCAUGAACAAAAUGGCGGAAACCAAAGGAAGUGAAAAAGCGGGCUGGGCAGCAGCUGCCAGUCUCCCGUUUACCCUUGGCUUCAAAAUACCCGCAGAGAAGCAUACCCAAGAUAAAGCUCAGGACAAGAAUAGGGAUAAAGAAGACAGGAGACCCACCAAGGAUGACAAGUGAGAAGAAGACAUAAAAGAGCCACUGUCUGUGGCUGCGUGUUGGAGAGAAGGGAAAAUGGUUGGGAAGGUUUAAACCAAAGUUAAUUUUAUGGCCAAAUUUGAAGCAGAAAAGAAGAGAGAGAAUUUGAACAUGAAUUUUGUUGUAGAUUGUAUAUGAAUUAUAAGUUGGGAAAAGUAAUUUUAAAUGAAUAAACUGCAGGUAUGCAGAUUAUUUAAUAUUUUGUUAUUGUUGUAUCUUUUUUUCCACUGAAGACCAAAACUCUUAGAAAAAUGUUGAGGUGCCAAAUGCCCUAACUUGCAAUGCUGUGCUGCAAGUUAGAAGCAUAGGCAAAAUCCUGCAAGAUGUAAAGAAUAAAACUCAUCAGAUGUUGAAAAUUGCUGAAAGCUAGAGAGUUAUCAGCAAGCAUCCAGUAGUAAUUCAUAAUUACAACUUUAUGAUGUUUGUGAAGAAAAGUCACAGCCAAAGUUUAGUUUACUGUUUUUUAAUAUCAAAUAUGAUUCAAGUGUUCCCAAAUGUUAGAUUGUGUUGGUUGGUUUUAUAUCUAGGGUUUAUUCUGUGAAGUAAUGUGGAGUUAUAAUGAUUUCCCAGUGAUGCAUUAAAAUAAAAAUAAAAUAAAAUUAGAGAAGUUAGUGUAAACUUUGAAGUAAUGAAUUGUUAAGCAGUCUUGUUCCCUUUUCUCCUGGAUAGAACACAUGUAUUCAUACUAAAGAACCCAAUUCAUCUGGCUUUUGCUCAUGAAAAGGAUGAUGGUUUUCGUCCUCAUUUUUAGACAGAUUAUACAGAAAACUUUUACCCCUCAAGUUAUUUUUAACUGAAGGGCAGAAUUACCAUGGUAGCAUUGAUGUGUAGGACAUCAGUGUCUCUGAACUAUUUUGUAUGUAGUAGAUAUUUUACCUGAGAAUUAAUAUGACAUAGAAGGCCAUCUUCUGUUAGGGAAAUAUAUGUUCAUGGCUAAUUGUUGUUAAUACUGUUCAAGUAUAUAUUUUUAGUCAGAAUGUGAGAAGUGACUGUAUACGUGGUAAAGUGAGAAUACAUGGUGUUGUGCAAGAGACCGGAGAAAGUAAAUUGUUAUUUUUAUUCUGAACACUGCAUUUUAAAGUAAAAAAAAAAAUUGUGACAUUUAGUCUAGCACAUUGCAGUUCAGUUAAUGCAUUUGUGUGGAAUUAGAAGUAGAAUUAUAUGUAUCCAGUUAAAUGCAUUUUACACCAACAAAAUUGAACCUUUCCAACUGAAUUAACUUGAAAUGGGUCUGAAAAGCUGGAAAUUGUUACAGAGAUAUUUAUAUGUGAAAGUUGGUGCUCUGAGCUGGACUUGGUGAAGAAAGUGUUAUUCUGUAAAAUAUGUAAUAUAUUAAUAUAUUAAGAAAACUAAAGCAACCCUUCAAAUUUUGCACUAGACUGGUUGCUGCCUUUACUAAUGUUUGAAAAGAAAAAUUACAACUGCAAUUUACUGUCACCUCCAAUGGUGCAUUUCAUGACUGACUAUGAAACGGAAAACUUGUAUGGUUAUAAAUGAAGUCUCCUGAAAUACUGAAGAGGAAUACUAAGGCAACUAUAGUGUUUAUAAGGGGGAAUUUCUCCAUAUUAUUUCAUGUGAGUCACCAAAUCAAGGCUAAAGGUGUAAAGGCAUUAUAGCUUUGUUUAUAUUUAACUUCUUAUUGGAGGUCAGAAUCUUUCAGUUAGUCUCUAUGCAGGAAAUGGAAUAUGAUGUAGAGGCUCUCUGUCUAACUUGUAUUAUUUUGAAUCUUUUUAUAUGAUGGAUUACAAAAUCUGAUGUUACUCAGAUGUAUUCGUAAAUAGAAUACAUUAAAAGCUGUAUGAUUAUUUCCAUUUCAUAAAUCAUAUAUUUUUUUCAUAAAAAUUGCAUUAUUUUUCCAUGAGGAUGUACAAAUGCCUUACUUUCUCUCUCUCUCUCUCUCUCUGCCUCUCUCUUAGAUACUGCUAUGUUGAUUUGAUGUCUUUUGUACCAGAAGGAUUUCUUAUUUAUUUUACAGACAUCUUAGAAUAAAGAGAUUUACAACAUAACUGUU